CAAAAAAAAAAAAACUUAUUUGUGAAUUAUUUAGUGUAAUAUGGUGACUAUAAUGCCAUAUAAUUUCUCUGCACCUCGUUGUGGAUUAAUUGAUAAAAUGAUAGAGCCUAAGGUUAAACGCCCUAAGACAGAGCACUCAGACAUAAAUGAACGUAAUCGGGUUUGUCCACAAACAACACUUACCCAUCAGCAACAACAAAACCAUCAGUCGCAACUUCAUCAGCAAACCGUUUCUGCAGGGCAGUGUAGCCCUUUAGCAUUGCCACCACAAAGUCAAGCACUACAACCAACAAUUACGUCGCUUUCAUCAUUGAGCAAUCAUUACAGUGCCACAACAAAUAUAAAUUCCAGUUGCAACCUAUCCUCAGGCUUAGCACAUUCAGCAAGCUCUUUCACACCAUCCGUAACCAGUAGUUUCUCAACAUAUCAACACGGUGUGACUUCUAUUACACCAACCAGUGAUGGGCCAGCCGGUGCCCAUAAUAAUACUUCUCCUAUAGUAGUGUCUGCUGCUGGAGUCUCGCGUCAUGAACCCACCGAUAUAAAUGGUGGUAUGUCACAUUGGUUACCCUCGUCAGAGAAUCAGUUACCAUCGGUUAAAUCUGAAAAUCGAAGUCCUAGUCUUAGUGUAUCGACGGUUAAUGCUGAAAGCAGUUCCACUUUGGGUGGCAGCUUAAGUGUUGGUAACUCGAAUUUAGAUACUUCACCACCGGGUUUGGCAAAUGGCAGCAACAAUACUGCAACAUCUCUGUAUGGCUGCUCGUCGGCAGCUUCCAUUGAAGGAAACUUAAGCGGUUUGUGUUCAACUACAGGCACUUCACCAGCAACAAUGGCUGUAGUAAAUCCGAGCACUGCCGCAGCUGCUGCAGCUGCAUAUGACACCAAACAUGAUUAUUAUAAUUAUUAUAAUAGCAUGCAACAGUAUACACCACCAUUUUACUCUACAUAUGGCUCUCCCUAUGCUGCAGCACGUGGAGCUACUAAGAUUGAACCAAGUGCACCUUACUUGACCUCCUCGUAUGCUUCAGGCAAUAAUAAUACUACACAACUGUAUCCAUCUGCUUACGGUUAUAAUAAUUUUGCACAAUUUGGCAGUGCUGCAGCUGCAGCAGCUCAACAAGACUACAGCGGUUACUACAACGAUCAAUAUAGCAAUUACUAUAAUCCAGCAAACUAUUCUCCAUAUGCAGUAAGUUCACCAAAUUCCAGUGCUGGUCAUGGUUUCCAUGUUGCACCUUCAAACUUAUCGGAUAGUCCAACCGAUACACAUUCAACCACAUCCAUUUUGCACAGUACACAUUCUCCACACACCCCAUUACCGAUCUCACCAAAUACUGUGUCUGCACUAAGCGCAGCUGUUGCAGUCACAUCAGUAUCGCAUACCAAAACUACACCUACAAGUAAGAGUGGCCGUGCACGAGGCCGACGUCAUCAGCAGCCAAGUCCAACUCGUAGUGCUACAUCCGAAACACCAAAUAAUGAAACUGUACAACUUCCAGAACGUGUAUUUAUUUGGGAUCUAGAUGAGACAAUUAUUAUUUUUCAUACAUUACUAUCCGGUUCGUUUGCUAAUCGAUACACAAAAGACCAUAGCGGACUUAUGACAAUUGCUUUUCGUAUGGAAGAGAUGGUAUUCAAUAUGGCUGAUUCACACUUUUUCUUCAAUGAAAUUGAAGAAUGUGAUCAAGUGCAUAUUGAUGAUGUAUCAUCCGAUGACAAUGGCCAAGAUUUAAGUAAUUAUAAUUUCGCAACGGACGGUUUUCAUACGGGCGCUCCACCUGGUGCACCUCCGAAUUUAUGUUUACCAACCGGUGUGCGUGGUGGUGUAGACUGGAUGCGCAAGUUGGCUUUCCGCUACAGAAAAAUUAAGGAAAUCUAUAAUACGUACAGGGGAAAUGUAGGUGGCUUACUUGGUCCGGUGAAACGCGAUGCUUGGCUUCAAAUACGCGCUGAUAUUGAAAUGGCUACAGACAAUUGGGCUUCACUUGCAACAAAAUGUCUAAACAUGAUUUCUCAACGCGAAAACUGUGUAAACGUUUUGGUUACUUCUACACAACUAGCUCCCGCCUUAGCUAAAGUCCUGCUCUUCGGUUUGGGAAGUAUAUUUUCGAUUGAUAACAUAUACAGCGCCCACAAAAUCGGCCAGGAAACUUGUUAUGAACGAAUUGUGACACGAUUUGGACGCAAAAGCACUUAUGUGGUCGUUGGCGACGGAGCUGAAGAGGAGGCAGCUGCGAAAAAUAUGAACUUCCCAUUCUGGCGCAUAUCAUCUCACAGUGAUAUACGAGCUUUGUAUACGGCGCUGGAUAUGGGAUUUUUAUGAAAUGAUUUCUUAUUUAGUAAAAUAUUAUUAAUGUAAUUCGAAAGUUUUUUGUUAUAGGACCUUAAGUAAUACAAUAUAUGCUGCAACUAUUAUAAUUAAUGUAAAGUAAAAUAUUAAAUUUAAUUUAGUUAAAAGCAACAAACCUAGCGAAGUUAAUUGAUCGUACAUUUUCUAUUAUUAAAUUAUUUUAUUUCUAAAUUAUUUUUA
Teleopsis dalmanni is the source of this 2530-nucleotide messenger RNA. RefSeq names its product developmental protein eyes absent (gene eya). Gene Ontology annotation, molecular function: protein tyrosine phosphatase activity. Gene Ontology annotation, biological process: positive regulation of DNA repair; multicellular organism development; negative regulation of extrinsic apoptotic signaling pathway in absence of ligand. The record is from RefSeq and is a predicted model, not a curated record. The transcript is spliced from 5 exons. Gene Ontology annotation, cellular component: nucleus. Bases 41 to 2323 code for a protein of 760 amino acids. Lineage: Eukaryota; Metazoa; Arthropoda; Insecta; Diptera; Diopsidae.